AUGGACAGUGACCAUUCAGACACAACCGAGGAGCAGACAUGCAGCGCGGCUGAACAGAUGUCGUCUCGACGCUUGAACAGGAAGAUGGACAUUGCGCUCCUACCCUUCCUCUCUCUUCUCUACCUCUUCAACGGACUUGAUCGGUCUAACAUUGGCAACGCAGAGACUCAGGCCGCCCUCAGCUGCGAUGGGAAGAUGGCUGGGAGCCAAGCGUUGGAUCCCAAUCAUGAUGGUGAGCCUCCUCCAACACGCUCCGCGGAUGGCAACGAAUGGUGGCUUGACAUAACAAAGACAGGGUGGGGCGUCUUCACUGUUGCCAAUGCAUUCAUCCGCGGGCGUUCAAGCCUCAUCGUAAUGAGGCUAUUAAUUGGUGCAUUUGAAGCUGGCUUCUACCCAACUGCUGUUGCAUACUUGUCUUGCUUCUACUGCAGAUACGAUUUAGCGGUCCGACUCGCGCUUUUCUACGGCCAGUAUGCCGUAGCCGGCGCUUUCUCAGGCUCGAUCGCAUUCGGAGUCUUUCAUCUCCGCGGAUAUGGACUGCACAACUGGCAGUACCUCUUCCUCAUUGAGGGCAUACUCACCAUCUUGAUUGCUGUGGUCGCCUGGUUCUGGCUUCCAGCUGAUCCAGGAUCCGCUUGGUUUCUAGACGCAGACGAGCGGCUCUUUGCAGUUUCACGCAUCACUAAAGACAAUGCUGACUACACUCCUGCGUUCAAUAGUAAUGGCAUACUGGAAGACCAGCUAACCCGGCGCGAUGUUGUUGAGACGGCCAAAGACUGGAAGACCUGGUAUGUCCUUGCGUUUAACAUAUGCGCAAGCGUGCCUAAUCAGACAUUUUCUGUGUUCCUGCCACUGGUCGUGCGGGGACUCGGAUACUCGUCCAUCCAAGCCAACCUGCGCGGCUACCACAUCGUUGUGGGCAUCCUGAUCUCUCUUGUCGGCCUCAUCGUCGUCGUAACGUGCCACAGCAAUCGCGUCAAAUAUGCCGGUCUCUGCAUCCUCCUUUUCGGCAGCUACAUCGCUGCUCCGCUCACCAUGGUUUGGCUAAGCGGCAACACGCCUGAGCCAGGCAAGCGCUCUCUCGUCCUCGGCGUCAAUGGCUUCGGCAACCUCGCGGGUGUCAUUGGCGCACAGCUCUACAAGAAGCGCUUUGCGCCCAGAUACCUGGCGCCGUUCUAUGCCACGCUGGGAUUCGUCGUUGCGGCGCUGCUGGGAUACAUGGCGUACCGGUUCACGCUCGAGGCGGUGAAUCGACGCAGGAAAGCGGUGCUGGCGGGCUCGAGCGGAGAGCAAGUGCAUGCGGAGAGGGUGCUUGAGACACGGUAUGCGGAUCGCAAGUGGACGUUUGUUUACGGACUGUGA
Messenger RNA from Parastagonospora nodorum SN15, 1362 nucleotides. RefSeq lists its product as hypothetical. The transcript has 4 exons. Gene Ontology annotation, biological process: transmembrane transport. Bases 1 to 1362 code for a protein of 453 amino acids. The record is from RefSeq and is a predicted model, not a curated record. Gene Ontology annotation, cellular component: membrane. Gene Ontology annotation, molecular function: transmembrane transporter activity. Lineage: Eukaryota; Fungi; Ascomycota; Dothideomycetes; Pleosporales; Phaeosphaeriaceae.